Messenger RNA from Eublepharis macularius, 4085 nucleotides. It is a transcript of the gene ST8SIA5, whose product is annotated as ST8 alpha-N-acetyl-neuraminide alpha-2,8-sialyltransferase 5. Gene Ontology annotation, molecular function: alpha-N-acetylneuraminate alpha-2,8-sialyltransferase activity. The transcript has 8 exons. The record is from RefSeq and is a predicted model, not a curated record. Gene Ontology annotation, biological process: N-glycan processing; oligosaccharide metabolic process. NCBI's taxonomy places the organism in Eukaryota, Metazoa, Chordata, Lepidosauria, Squamata, Eublepharidae. Bases 396 to 1628 code for a protein of 410 amino acids.
UCCUCGGACGAGGCGGCGGCCAACCGCUGGGCCGGCGCUGCUCGCCGCGCUCUCCUGGCCCGAGGGCGCGGGUCCCUGGAGCCGAUCCCGGGGGGUGGCUCCCCGGCCGCGCCGGAUCCUCCCCGCCCUCGUGGAGAGGCGCCGCGGCGCUCGGCGCGAAUGAAUGAGUGACUGAAUGAAGGCGCGGCGGGGGCCUGCGGGCAACUUUGCGCGCGGAUCGGCCGGCGCUCGGCCAUGCGGGGCCGCUGCGCCCUUGCGAGGCCGGCCGGCGGCUGCCUGCGGGGCCUUGGCGGCGCUCCCGACGGAGGGGCAACGAGCGGCCGGGCCGGCGCUUGAAGGCACCCUGCGCGCUCCUCGCCGCCGCUCGCCCGCCGCUUUCCCCGGCCGCCGCCAGCAUGGGCUACUCGGACCCGACGUCCAGCCGGGAUCUGCUGGGCAACCGAAGUUUGCUCUUCAUUUUCAUCUGCGCUUUCGCGGUCGUCACGCUGCUGCAGCAGAUCUUGUACGGGAGGAACUAUCUCAAGAGUGGGCUGCAGUUUAGCUGGCAGAGUGGAGAGGAAAUGGCCAACUGGACCGGCAGCCUCAAUUUCACGGAUGGCGGAGCUCUGCGGAGCGGCGCUGACCCAGGCACCAGAUACUUCGAAUUUUAUGAAGGCCCGUUUGACUACAACUCCACAAAAUGCCUGGAACUGAGGCAGGAUAUCAUUGAAGUGAAGGUGCUCUCGAUGGUGAAGCAGACAGAACUGUUUGAAAGAUGGAGGAACCUACAGAUAUGCAAAUGGGAGAUGAAUGUUACUGAAGCCAAGCUCUUCAAGUCUACUCUGUCCAGAUGCUGCAACGCCCCUGCCUUCCUCUUCACCACGCAGAAGAACACUCCGCUGGGGACAAAACUGAAGUACGAAGUCGAUAGCAGUGGGAUCUUCCAUAUUAACCAAGAAACAUUCAGGAUGUUCCCAAAGGACAUGCCGUACUAUCGUUCCCAGUUUAAGAAAUGUGCAGUGGUUGGGAAUGGAGGCAUUCUGAAGAACAGCAGAUGUGGCCAGGAGAUCAAUCGGGCGGAUUUUGUGUUUCGGUGCAAUUUGCCUCCCCUAUCGGAGAAGUACACGGCGGAUGUUGGUAUCAAGACUGACAUUGUGACGGUCAAUCCCAGCAUAAUUACCGAAAGGUUUCACAAGCUGGAAAAAUGGAGGAAACCGUUUUACGAUGUCUUGCAGGCUUAUGAAAACGCCUCAGUGUUGCUUCCCGCCUUCUACAACACCCGCAACACGGACGUCUCCGUCCGGGUCAAAUACGUCCUGGACGACUUCGAGUCCCAGCAGGCCGUCUACUAUUUCCACCCUCAGUAUCUCAUCAACGUCUCCCGCUAUUGGCUGAACCAAGGCGUGCGAGCCAAGCGUGUCAGCACGGGGUUGAUCCUCGUGACGGCUGCCCUCGAGUUGUGUGAGGAAGUGCACCUUUUUGGUUUCUGGGCUUUCCCCAUGAACCCUUCAGGGAUAUUUAUUACCCAUCAUUACUACGACAACGUCAAACCUCGGCCGGGAUUCCACGCCAUGCCUUCAGAAAUCUUCAACUUUCUCCAUAUGCACAGCAAAGGGAUUCUGAGAGUUCACACAGGCACUUGCAGCUGAUGACAGAUGGAGAACUCUAGUCGUUCUUACACUGUGUAAAAGAAAAAGAAGACAAAGGCAACAUAACAGGAGCUUUGUAUCUGAGAACCAAUUGAUGGGACUGUUUGGGAGGUGGGAAAAGUCACCACAAAGUGAUUUCCUUCCUUCGAUAUUUGAUUUUAAAAUGAGCUUGUGAAAGGGCUCCUUGUGGGUAAGUUGACCACGCCACGUUCUAAAAGAAACCCAGAUGUAGUUGUGUGAAUUGGACUUUGAUCCUUAACACAGAAGAGUUUUGUGACCUUGAGAGAUUUAUGCAAUAAUGUUUGAUAGCAAAAAGGACCCUUCUUCAAGGCUUUGCGUUCCUCAAGAGCUGGGGAUUCCAGCGCCGUCCUUCGCUAGCCAUGUAGGAUGACCGUAAUUCAGGUCAUGCCAGUUACAAGAAUCCAUGCUCUUAACCUAGAACCCAGAACGAGCAGAAAAGCACAUACUGUCUAUAGAUUUUAGACCACAACUAGAGCACAUGAUUGUAGCAAUUGUUUCUUUCAUUCCCAGGAAAGUACCGAACCUGAUUUCACUUGACCUAGUUAAGGAGCUAGGCUAGUCGCUCACUCUGGCACUGGUGUCCUGUUAGAGGACAUUAGCAAUAUUUGGAAAUCCUCUCCAAAAAUCGUUUCCUUGGCUGUUCUCUUUGUGCCCUGUCUGCUAUGCCAGCUGCUCCCACCCUCAAUCUCCAUAAGUAGUAAUGGUGUCAAAAACCAUCUGGUCCAAGAGUUCCUGAAAGAAUGCACAGUUUUCCCCUCUCCUCUUUGAGGCAGGGCACUCAAGGACCUUAACAUAAACUAGCUUCCCCAAACAAUGUUUGGCUUACUUACAAUUAUGGGGUUUCAAAAGGGAUAAAAGGAUAGAUUUCCUUCCUGGCCCUUCAAAGCACAACAAGAUCUUUCUCAUCCGUGUUAUAGUUAUUAUGAGUGCAAAACUAGGAAAAACCAUGAUUGCAGAUUGAUUAAUAUAUAGGAAGAGAGUGUGUCUGAUUGCAACGGAGACACAGGCAAGCCACACAUAAAGUGGAAGAGACUAAUCAAAGCCAAUUGGGGUGGAAUUGUUAGAGUCCUGGAUUCGGCCAGGGGAGACCUGAGUUCGAAUUUCUAAUAAUAACAUUUGAUUUAUAUACUGACCUUCAGGACAACUUAGUGCCCAGGCAGAGCAGUUUACAAAGUAUCAUUAUCCCCACAACAAAAGACCCUGUGAGGUGGGUAGGGGUGAGAGAGCUCUGAGAGAGCUGUGACUGACCCUAGGUCACCCAGCUGGCUUCAAGUGGAGGAGUGGGGAAUCAAACCCGGUUCUCCAGAUUAGAGUCCCACGCUCUUAACCAAUACACCAAACUGGCUCACGAAGCUGCAUAGGUGUCCUUGGGUCAAGCACUGUCUCUCAGCCUACCACAAAGAGUUGUUAGGAGGAUAAAAUGGAGAAGAAGAGCCAUGGAUACCCCCAUGAGCUUUUUGGAGAAAGGGUGGGAUAAAUAUGUGACAGCUAGUUAGAAAGCUAACCAAUUCUAUAGAUGAUCUUCAGACUACCAGGUUGUGUAACAUGUUUCAGAUAGCAGCUGACCCAAAGGCAUUUCUGUCUCGUAGCUUUUAUCUGAUGCAUUUUUUCAUGGGUGCGGGGAGGAUGCCAAUCCAUCGGACCCACCCCAGCGGCCUUCCAACAUCAAACCCAAAGGUCCAUCUAGUCUCACACUCUAGUUCCUUAGCAGCAGACCAGCUUAUGGCUCAAGGCGGCUUCUUACCAGGCAUGACAGAGAAGGCCAUUUCUGUUUUUGGAAACUGUGUCCUUGUGAAGAAAGGCUCAAGAGUUUGGGACCUUUUGAGCUUAGGGGUGAAAAGACCACUAAAGGAGUGGAGAUUAUACAUAUAAUUGUACAUAAUGUGGAUAAAGUGGAUGGAACGAAUUUGUUCCUUCUUCCAUACUCCAGUGAAGUUAAUGGGCAAUAAAUAGAUUCAGGACAGAGGAAAGAAGCACUUCUUUACCCAAUGCGCAAUUAACUUGUGGAACUCACUGCUGCAAGAAGUUGUGACGGCCACGUGUUUGAAGGCUGGAUAGAAUCAUGAAGAACAGGUCUAUCAGUGGUGUUCAGGUGGCUGUCACUGGGGAGCACCAGUGUGAACAGACGGUUGCUCUCCUGCGCUGACUAUGGGUUUUCUAGACUCAGCCAGGUGAGAAACAGGACGUUUGACUCGAUGGUCGUUCGGUUGGCCAAAGAAGUGGUAUACCGUUUCUCCACAGUGACCAUGGCUCUGUGCUGGUUAACAUCAGAUGUGCCUGUGGGUUACAAACAGAAAAUUGAAAUGAGAUAUAUUUAGAUAUUCUCCCCCCGCUGGUUUUGAAGUCUUGCUGGUUUUAAUGUCAGAUUUUUGUCCACUUAUCCUCGAGCAGAAAGAAUGUCCCAUUUGGCUUAUAGAAAUUCCAGAAGGACACUGA